Molecule: messenger RNA, 3006 nt
Organism: Clarias gariepinus (North African catfish)
Lineage: Eukaryota; Metazoa; Chordata; Actinopteri; Siluriformes; Clariidae
Product: cytoplasmic tyrosine-protein kinase BMX-like
Exons: 21
Coding region: 1-1944 (647 amino acids)
Biological process (GO): adaptive immune response; peptidyl-tyrosine autophosphorylation; intracellular signal transduction
Molecular function (GO): ATP binding; non-membrane spanning protein tyrosine kinase activity; protein binding
Source: RefSeq, a predicted model, not a curated record
AUGUGCAGUGCCUGUGCCAAAAUGGCCCAAAUGACUGAAGGCAGAGUCCUUAAAGAAGGCAUCUUGCUAAAGAUGUCCCAGCAGAAAAAGAAAAUAUCUCCAAGGAACUAUAAAGAGCGGCUCUUCGUUCUGACCAAACAGGCUCUCUUCUACUAUGAACUGGAAAAGGGGAAGAAAAAGAAAAAAAAAGGGUCAAUUCUGACAGAAAGUAUCUGCUGCGUGGAAAAAGUUGAUCCAGAAAUGAAUGCCCCUGUAGAAAGAAGCUUCCCCUUUCAGAUUGCAUAUGAUGAAUGCAUCCUGUACAUUUUCGCAAAGGAUGAUACAAGCCGGACAGACUGGUUAGAGGCGGUGAUGCAAGUAAUAAAAAGAAACGAAAAGCUCUCUGAAAAGUACCACAAAGGAAUCUGGGCAGAUGGAAUAUUUCUGUGCUGUGGCCAGACUGUGAAGAAUGCUCCAGGCUGCAGUGAAUGGAGAAAAGGAUCAGUGAUGUUCAAAACAACUCGAAAUAUUGCAUUACCCCCUAUCCCAUCUGUGAAGCUCCGGGACAGAAUUCAACUUCCUCCCAUCCCAGAAGAUGAAGGCAGGGCUUGCUUGGAGUUUGUGGCUCUGUAUGACUACACUGCCAAGACGCCUGAAGAGCUAAGUCUAGUGAAGGGGAACAGAUAUAUCUUGCUGGAAAGGAUGUCAAGUGACCAGUGGAGAAUCAGAGACAAAGCUGGCUCUGAGGGACUUGUCCCUUCUAAUUACAUUGAGGAAGUGGACGCUGAAAACAGUUUGAAACAUUGUGUGGAUGAGCAAAUAGAGCACUAUCCCUGGUAUGUGGGCAACAUGUCUCGGGUGAAGACUGAGCAGCUGCUACGUGAGAAGGGUAAAGAAGGAUCAUUUGUGGUCAGAAAUUCCAGUCAAAAAGGAAUAUAUACAGUUUCACUUUUUAGUCUGGCACUAGACGAGGUGAACGGGACUGUAAGGCACUAUCUCAUUAAUGUUAAUGAGGAGGGGCUCUAUUACUUGGCAGAGAACCACCUGUUCGAGUCCAUUCCCCAAAUGAUAGCAUACCAUCAACACAAUGGGGCAGGUUUGCUGACAAGAUUGCGACUUCCUGCUACAGAGAUUAAUCUCACACCUCAAGCUGCUCAGGAUAUGUGGGAGCUGUGUCGAGAAGAUGUGCAUCUGGUGAAAGAGCUUGGCAGUGGGCAGUUUGGGGUGGUCCAGCUCGGCGUGUGGAAAGGCAAAUACGAGGUGGCCAUUAAAAUGGUGAAAGAGGGCUGCAUGUCCUCAGACGAAUUUAUAGAAGAAGCCCAGAUCAUGAUGAAACUCCGGCAUCCUAAGCUUGUCAGGCUCCAUGGUGUGUGCACCAAGUGCUUUCCCAUCUACAUUGUGACCGAGUUUAUGAGUAACGGCUGCCUGCUGGAGUACCUGAGGCAUCAUGGGAAAGAGCUGAGGCCUGAGCGUCUCAUUACUUUGUGCCUGGAUGUGUGCGAGGCAAUGGCUUACCUCGAGGAUCAGCAGUUUAUUCACAGAGAUCUAGCCGCGAGAAACUGUUUGGUGGAUAAAGAUCUAACUGUCAAAGUGUCUGACUUUGGAAUGGCAAGGUAUGUGCUGGAUGAUCAGUACACCAGUUCUGCAGGUACAAAGUUUCCUGUAAAGUGGUCGGCCCCUGAGGUUUUGAACUACACAAGGUUUAGCAGCAAAUCCGAUGUGUGGGCGUUUGGUGUGCUGAUGUGGGAGGUGUACAGCCUGGGCAAGCAGCCUUACGAGCACUAUGACAAUGCAGCUGUAGCUGAGAGAGUGAUGCAGGGUCAUCGCUUAUAUAGACCCCAGCUGGCUACAGAUCGGAUUUACCAAGUGAUGAAAUCAUGCUGGCAUGAGCUUCCAGAGGAAAGACCCAACUUUCAACAACUUUUUAAAGAUAUCAGUACACUGGUAGAUAACAGUAAACAAUGAUUACACUACUUUACUGCAAACCUUGGGCAUUUUCAGGAGUGUCCACUUUAUAUAAAAAAAAAUAAUAAUAAAAUAAAAUUUCUGGAGUUAAUACUUUUUUAAAGGUCCUUCUGCUUUGCUUACAUAGAGAACACUGUUGUAAUAAUUUGUUUUGUAUAUUGUUAUCAGGCAGUAAUAAAAAGAAAGCUCUUCGUUUGAGUACCAUGCACAGGAACACUGGAAAUAUUUAAUUUAUUCAUCAUUUAUUUUUGUAUAUCCAGAUAACGAGAAGCAAAUAAACCAAAACCUGAGUUGUAAUAAACAAAAGCUCUGCAACCUUUGAACCUGCACAUAACGCAAGGAGUAACAAAAUUUUUAGAGACCUCAUAUGUUUGUUGUGUGUAGUGACGGGGACAUUUCCUUUCCUGUUUGCUCUUAACAGCUUAACCAUGCUUGUUCACCAGAAUUUUUGGUGAAUUCACAUUAAGUAGUAGCGCUUUAUGUUUAAAUUUAUAGACACAUUGUCAUCUGGCAACAGUGACACAUUAAUAAAAAAAAUUAAAAAUGGUUGUGUUAAAUAAUGGGAUUUGUGAAAUUUAAAAUAGGAACUGUUAGUGUGAAUCAGAGUAAAGUGAGAAUGAAUUCUCUGUGACCUCACAGAAACCGUUAAUACUUAUGUCCCUUUUAUUCAAUAGUUUAAACUAUUUCCCUGAGCUUAGCUUCUUCCCUUUCUGUAAAUAAAUGUAUUGUGUAUGGUUGCUUCUUCCUCAUGUGGCUUUGGCCCACUUCCUAGUUUAGCUUUUGAGGCUGGUCUCAAUGCCCUGAGAUCAUACAACAAUACGAGUGACGUUACACAAGCCCAACCCACUACCUAUGCUUUAUAAAAAUAUUCCCUCCUGCAAGAGACUUUAUGGUCUGGCAAGAUAACAACAUGGAACAGGAGAGUUUUCUCACGGGGGGUGUUGCCUUGUUACACUCUGUGGUCGAUGGCAAGCACUGUUAUGAAGUGGGCAAGGUUUUGACCACUAAACCAAGUGAUUUUGGCAGCAAAGGGGACAAACUCAUGAUGAUCAAUGAUGUCGA